Dimorphilus gyrociliatus is the source of this 907-nucleotide messenger RNA. NCBI's taxonomy places the organism in Eukaryota, Metazoa, Annelida, Polychaeta, Dinophilidae. The record is from the annotation of a GenBank genome assembly.
UAUGGCUGAUAGUGCUAGUGAAUUAGAAAGCGAUACAAAUUCCAUGAAUGACGGCCCAACAGCCCGACUGAUGACUCCUAAUCAUAUUGAGUACAUGCAGAGGAGAAUGGAAUCGCUUCAACAAGAGAACGUUGUCCUUAAAACAGAGCUGGAAAAGUAUAAACAAAGAGUAAAGACACUCGAAGAUGAUAAUGUUCGACUAAGAAGGGCCAGUGUUUCAAUACAAGCUCGUGCUGAGCAAGAAGAAGAAUUUAUAUCGAAUACCCUUUUAAAAACCAUUGAAACCCUCAAGAAAGACAAGGAAGAAUUGGCAAUGAAAUACGAACAGGAAGAAGAAUGCCUCACGAAUGAUCUCAGCCGAAAACUCUUUCAACUCCAGCAGGAGAAGCAAACCCUAGAAACAACUCUAGAACACGAACAACAAAAGGAAAUAAAUAAACUUAAAAAGAAUACCGAACGCCUCGAAGCCGAUAUAAAACAUAAACAAGCUUUGCUAGAGGAGCUACGUCGCGAUAAAGUUCAAUUAGAAAACGAGCUGGAGCACGAACAAGAGGCUCUAGUUAAUAGACUUUGGAAACGAAUGAGUACUCUUGAAUCCGAGAAAAGACGUUUACAACAACAAUUAAAUGGUCAUACAGAUAUUCCUUCACCGAGAAAUAAUAUUGAAGAUGAUUCUAGUGCAGCCAGUUUGAGAAACGAAGUCUACCGACUAAGACAACAAGUAACUAAUUUACAAGCUGAUCAUGAAAGGCGAACGGCCGAAUCGGAAGCAAAAGAGAAAUCAGCCAGAGAAGAAAAUACCUAUAAACAUAGAAGACCAUUACUGUCAGCACGCAGGGAGAGGAGUCUGAGUGAAAAUUCGUCAGAAGUAAUAAAAAGGGCUAAUACAUCAAGCAGUAAGAAUUAG